This is a messenger RNA of Vitis vinifera (wine grape), 1171 nucleotides long. RefSeq lists its product as uncharacterized. The transcript has 6 exons. The record is from RefSeq and is a predicted model, not a curated record. NCBI's taxonomy places the organism in Eukaryota, Viridiplantae, Streptophyta, Magnoliopsida, Vitales, Vitaceae. The coding region runs from base 119 to 853 and encodes 244 amino acids.
AUUAGUAGCAAAGGGCCCACGUGACACCAUGAGGCCCAUGAGCCCAUGAGCCCAUGAAGAAGAAUUACCCCGCUGCAUUUUGAUUGUCGGUCCGCACUGCAAGCCCUUUCCAGCAGCAAUGGAUGCUUUGGUGGAACUCGAACAAACUCUCAGGACCAAACAGGGUGGAUUGACGCCUCCGGAAGUUUCUAUUCUUCUAUCAUGCCGGUCAAAGGCUGUCAACAGUUUUACCACCGGGGCUUGUGUUGCGUCUGCUUUCGUAUGGGCGACAACGAGAAGGCUGGAUAAGAUGUUUCGGUUCAACCUUUCAGCAGGAUCUGCUGUUUCAUUUGGAUUGUGGAGAUUUAGUAGGUCCCUUGAUUCAUGCCUUGCUCAUAUUAUGGCACUAGACGGAAGUCGGAUGCAAAAGGAGUUAGCAACCAUAAUAGUGAAUAAGUAUCAGGAUAAUCCUUGGAGAAUGCAACUUAUCUCCAAUCAUUUCUAUUCAGAGAAAGUUUUUGAUGAUUCAACUUCAGAUAAGCCGAAAUUAAGAUGGCGCCAUCGGAAUUUCUUUGGUGAUAGUGCUUCUCAUAACCAAGGAACACAUGAUGAUGAUGACCAUGUCAUUGACUCCCAAAAUGACAAUCAUAGCUACAAGAAUGACUUGGAGUCCAAGCAAGUUCAUGUGAAACCUGGCAUUGAUAUGAUGGCAGACCCUCUUGAUUGUUUGCUUGAGGCAGCAGCAGGUGGGGAGAUUCACCCUGAUUCCAUCAGCACCUCCCACAGAAUACAUACUCGUAGCCAUAAAAGAUCACACCGUAGGCGUCGAAUGCAUCAUCAGGAAGCUUCUUCAGAACUCUCAGAAAGCCACUAGUUGAGUCAUGAUAUUUUGGAGGAAAGGAAGAAAGAAGGGUGAAACAAAAUAAUGAAUUAGGCUUGUGUGACUUAAAAAUCCAAGUCUAUAAGAGGACUUCUUAAGAGCUCAUAAAAUUUCAGGAACUUUUAGUUCCAUUUUCAAGCUGCUCGAGCGGGAAUUUCUCCUCUUCAGGCACUUGUUAGUUACACGCAUUCAAUCAAGUUUUUACUAUUUGGCUAUGUUACUUUGAAAGAACUGUAGCAUAUUGCCAUACAAAUUCGAGACUUUUACUGAAAGGCAGGAAAGAAUGAAUAACUAUGGAAAUUGACGGUGGUA